GGGGUAGGUCCGCUUACAGAAAGCCACAUCUAAUCACCUCGCUAAACGCGCAAACACACGUUCCCUGUUGCCAAAACUUUUCUUGAUCGACGAAAGCUAAACAUGGACGAGGACGACUAUACUGAGUAUUCUGAUAACAACACCUACAACAUCUCCGAGGAGUUUGCAGAGUUUGAGCUAAACAUCCCGGAGCCAUGUGGUCAGUUACUCAGCAGCAAGUUCAACAAGAUCUUCCUCCCAACGGUUUUUGGAAUAAUAUUCAUCCUCGGGAUUGUCGGCAAUGGACUGGUCAUUGCCGUCAUGGGCUACCAGAAGAAGGUCAAAACGAUGACCGACAAGUACCGGGUCCACCUCUCUGUGGCUGACCUCCUGUUCGUCCUCACGCUGCCCUUCUGGGCCGUGGACGCAGCCAAGACGUGGUACUUUGGAGGCUUCCUCUGCGUUUCGGUGCACGUGAUCUACACGCUGAACCUGUACAGCAGCGUCCUGAUCCUGGCCUUCAUCAGCUUGGACAGGUACUUGGCAAUUGUCCAUGCCACCAACAGCCAGGCCAAAAGGAAGCUGCUGGCCAACAGAGUGAUCUAUGUUGCAGUGUGGCUUCCGGCUGCCAUCCUGACUGUGCCUGACCUGGUGUUUGCCCGAGUCCAGGAUGUGAACUCCUCCAACUACUGGUUUGCGGAGGACAGCAUGGAGAGUGCCGAUUCCAGAACUAUCUGUCAGCGCAUCUACCCUAGGGAAAGCAGUCUGAUUUGGACUGUGGUUUUUCGCUUCCAGCACAUCCUGGUGGGCUUCGUCCUGCCCGGACUGGUCAUCCUCAUCUGCUACUGCAUCAUUAUCUCCAAGCUCUCCAAAGGCGCCAGGGGCCAGGUGCUGAAGAGGAAAGCUCUGAAGACCACAGUGAUCCUCAUCAUUUGCUUCUUUGGAUGCUGGCUGCCCUACUGCACCGGCAUCUUUUUGGACACGCUUAUAAUGCUGGACGUCGUGCGCACUUCUUGUGAGCUGCAGCAGGCGGUGGAGACGUGGAUCUCCAUCACCGAAGCAUUGGCCUACUUCCACUGCUGCCUUAACCCCAUCCUCUAUGCCUUCCUGGGGGUGAAGUUCAACAACACCGCCAGGAGCACGCUCACAAGUAGCAGCAAAUCAAGCCAGAAAGUGACUCUCAUGGCCAAAAAGCGCGGGCAGAUUUCUUCUGUGUCCACAGAAUCCGAGUCUUCCAGCGUUUUAUCGAGUUAACCGGCUAUUAUUGUUGGGAGUUCUUGACUUUACACUCUCAGGAGAGACUACAAAGAAAAAGCUUUAUUUUAAAGAACUUACUACAUUUUGUACACAUGUAAAAAAACAUUUGUUUCCCAAUUGUUCAUCUUCUGAAGUAGGAUUGUGUUCUGGUCAGAACUUAUUUCCCAUUCAAGAUCCAUUAUCUGUAUUAUCCCCACAGACUGUGAUACUCCACUAUGGAUCUUAUUGUUUUCCUCCACUGGUAGCUGCUUUUGCAAACCUUGUACAUAGUUCUGUUUGUAGCAUCAUUUUUGUGUGUGUGCCGCACGUAAGUUAAAUAAAUGAAAGCUAUAAUUUAUUGCUGUCGUUUACACUGGGCUUAUGCUUGAUUUAAGAAUGUUGUUUUUGUACUUGUUUUUUACUGUAAAAAAUAAAAGUGUCUUGUACUUUC
Molecule: messenger RNA, 1666 nt
Organism: Xiphophorus maculatus (southern platyfish)
Lineage: Eukaryota; Metazoa; Chordata; Actinopteri; Cyprinodontiformes; Poeciliidae
Gene: cxcr4
Product: C-X-C motif chemokine receptor 4
Exons: 2
Coding region: 103-1233 (376 amino acids)
Biological process (GO): immune response; G protein-coupled receptor signaling pathway; neurogenesis
Cellular component (GO): membrane
Molecular function (GO): chemokine receptor activity
Source: RefSeq, a predicted model, not a curated record